UUAGAGCGUUGUGAUACGGAGGGUAGUUCGCGCAGGCGCGGUGCGGCGUAAACACCGUAUUACGGGCAGUAAUCGUACGCCAGUCGCCGUGGGCGGUCGUGUCGCGUUGUGUCGGAUCGCGUGUGCCGUGUGCUCGAAUACAUUGUUAAACUGUGGAUUUUUCCUGUGAUUUUUAAGAUGAGGGCGCCGUGACCACGGACGGGCUGCUCAGCGCCCUGGCCCGCCUGCGUCGCACCCCUCACCCCCACCCGUCCCCUAACCCCGCACGUACCGCGGAUGGGCGUCACCAAUCUCCCAAAAUCCAGCCGCCUCGACCCUCCCCUGAACGCGCCGCAGGUGCCGACGAGAGCAUGACAGUGGCACGCGGCGAUGGCUCCCCGGAGCGUCUCGGAGGCGCGUUACGCCGGCUUCACUAUAAAGCCACCAGGCGGGCGCACUCUGUCGGCCGACACCAUACAAACACGCCACCCAAGGUGGUCGUCAUGGGCAGCAGCACCACAUCAGACAAGACCAUCAACACGAGCACCGACUCGGCGGCGACCGCCCUCACGUCCGUCACCGGCACCGACGACUCCAUGGACGCGGAGCCCGAGGGCGCCGCCAACCUCAUCGACUGCCCGCACAUACCGCCCAUACCGCAGGAACCUCCCAGCACAGCUCCUCCCCACUACCACAGAGCACAGGACAGCUCAGAAAUACACUCCCCAGCCUAUACGAAACCGCAGUCGGCCACAGACAUAUUAGACUCCCCACGGCCCGGCCCGGCGCGUUUCGUUUUCGACGUGCCUCUACCAGAACCUAAAAAAGAAGAGCGAAAGCCAAGACCAGAGAAAAGAAACAAGACCACAGUCCAAGAAACGGCACCGUCAACUUCCAUACAAAUCCCCUACGACUCCAAAAUGGAGACGCCAAAAAGCCCAAAAAUCAACCAAACAAAAUACGAAACGCAUUUCAAAUUUGAGCCAGAAAAAAGGAGGGCCAGUGAGAGAUUUGAGCCGGACAAAAGAAGGGGGAGUGAGAAAUUUGAGCCGGAUAAGAGGAGGGGCAGUGAAGCGAGGAAGAAGAAAGAUAAGGAGUAUUAUAAGGAUGAUGUGGCGAAGUUGAGGAGGCAGUUGGAGGGGACGGAGGUAUUCACGACGGCUAGGAGGAGAUCGUCAGCGCACCAGCAUUCAGUGCCGCCGCCGUCCUCGAGAAGGCAGUCUACAGCGGCCCAAGUGCACGUAACAGCCAACCCCUUGGACGCGGCCAGCUCCAUGACCCCCGGCCGCACAACCAUCGUGGUCCAGCAGCCGUCCCUUUCCCUCGACUACGGCGGCUGCGCGACCAUCCUCGUGCGAGAGGGAGACGACUGCAGGCGCAAGAGCCGCGUCUGCAGCGACCACAUACAGCAACUGCUGGAUGUGACGAGUCACUUCACCAAUCAGGACGUGGACGAGUUUGACAAGAGGUACGGCAGCCCGCAUCAUGCCCGGUCGCAGUCGGUCAAGGCAGCGAGAUCGCGGACGGGCGAGCGUCAACUACUGGGGCUGCCCCAGCAACGGGCACGAGUGGCGUCUAUGCCCAAUACUGGGGUAGAAGAGGAGUACUACAGACUGAGGCAUUUUAGUAUAACGGGUAAAGGCGUCGUGAAUCGGGGCGACUCCCUCCGGUCGAGAAGAUCGCGGUCGAACACCUCCGUGGCCUCAAGCGCGUCGAGCACAGAGGCCGUUAACAGGGCCUCGGCCCCUUGUUCUUUAGCUUCUUCGAGGGAUUCCUCAGCGGGUCUCAGCUCGUACCGGGUGCUGGUGCUCGGAGCGCCGGGGGUUGGAAAAUCAAGCCUGGUCGGUCAAUUUAUGACGUCAGAGUAUCUACACGCGUACGACACUAGUAUAGAUGACGAAUCCGGAGAAAGGUCGGUCUGCGUGCUUCUAGCUGGCGAGGAGUCGGAGAUCACCUUCAUGGACGCCCCCGCCGAUCAGCUAGUGACGGACGGUUGCGCCCACGGCUACUGCGUCGUCUAUUCUACAGCCGAUCGCAGUAGCUUUGCCGAAGCCGAGCGAAGGCUACAAGGACUUUGGGCGGCUGGCCAUACAACGCGGCGAGCCGUCAUACUAGUGGGCAACAAGGCUGAUUUGGCGCGGUCGAGAGCUGUUAACACGGAUGAGGGCAAAUCGCUAGCGACCUCAUACGAGUGCAAGUUCAUCGAGACCUCCGUCGGCAUCAACCACAACGUGGACGAGCUGCUAGUGGGCUUGCUGACGCAGAUACGACUGAAACAGCAACACGCCGAGCGAGUCAGAAAACGAAGCAGCGCGCGCAAGAAUCGCGGACGCGCGCGCUCUCCUCAAAAUGAUGUUACGGCGCCCGCGCCGCCGCAGUCCGUGUCCGCCGCCAGUACGCCGAGAAAACGCACGCGGCUAUCUGCUAGCGUUAAGGUGCGAGGCCUCCUAGGCCGCGUGUGGGCCCGGGACUCGAAGUCCAAGUCGUGCGAGAAUCUCCACGUCCUCUAGCACUCGGCCGCCGACCCCAUCGCCUGUUUCCCGUUCUUCGACUGCGCCACUAGCUACGCUUAGGAUUCUACAAACCUCAGCAAUAUUGUGGGGAAUGAACUACUAGCUACGCUUAGAUUUCUAUUACAGGUGUCAAAUGCAGCACGUUUUGUUUGACUGAGCCGCUAGCUGCGCUUA
Cydia splendana is the source of this 2666-nucleotide messenger RNA. RefSeq lists its product as uncharacterized. The transcript has 16 exons. Bases 351 to 2489 code for a protein of 712 amino acids. Gene Ontology annotation, cellular component: plasma membrane. Gene Ontology annotation, molecular function: GTPase activity; calcium channel regulator activity; GTP binding. Lineage: Eukaryota; Metazoa; Arthropoda; Insecta; Lepidoptera; Tortricidae. The record is from RefSeq and is a predicted model, not a curated record.